AUGCAACUAGCGUUUCUGGACUUCGAAGCCGCGUUCGACUCUCCUCACCGAUGCCGUCUUCUCAAUGCGCUCCGCGCCGAUGAAGUACCAGGAAAGUUCGUUCGCUUGCUUGAUGACAUGAAUCAACGAACAACUUCUGCAGUUCGAACACCAGCCGGAUGUACAACACCGUUUGAAGUGGUAACUGGAGUAAGACAAGGGGCAGUGGCAGAACCUUUCCUGUUCAAUUUCGCAAUCGACGACAUUAUGCGAAGAACAGUCGACCAGUGUCGUGCCGACAUUGUCUUAGCACCAUCAGGGUGCCCCUUGACUGACCGACUAGCUGCAGCCUAUGGACUACGCCUACGCCCUGAUAAAUGCAAGCAGAUGUGGAUCUCUUCGAGACCUCAAACAGGAAUCAGGGUGGACGGACAACCGAUAGAACUCGUCGAUGAGUUCUGUUACCUAGGCUGUACGCUGAAGAACAAUGGCAGCUACGAGAGAGAUGUUCAACAAAGAUGCGCUAAGGCCACUUCUGCAUUUAACACCUUAACGAAAUGCCUGUGGUCGACCCCCAUCAACAACGAAGUCAAGCUGCGAGUCUACCUAUCCGCACUUCGCCCCAUCAUGAUGUACGGAUCGGAGACUUGA
This is a messenger RNA of Necator americanus (New World hookworm), 630 nucleotides long. RefSeq lists its product as uncharacterized. The record is from RefSeq and is a predicted model, not a curated record. The transcript is spliced from 2 exons. The coding region runs from base 1 to 630 and encodes 209 amino acids. Lineage: Eukaryota; Metazoa; Nematoda; Chromadorea; Rhabditida; Ancylostomatidae.